This is a messenger RNA of Nylanderia fulva, 1634 nucleotides long. Its product is annotated as serine protease inhibitor 88Ea-like. Lineage: Eukaryota; Metazoa; Arthropoda; Insecta; Hymenoptera; Formicidae. The record is from RefSeq and is a predicted model, not a curated record. Gene Ontology annotation, molecular function: serine-type endopeptidase inhibitor activity.
GAGAAAGCAAGUUUGGAACUACAGCUAAAAAUGGAGCAGCAAAGAGAAAAAGUUGAUAAAGUAUUGUCGGAGGGCCUUUUUAAGUUCUCGAUCAAAUGUCUGCGUAAAUACAUGAAAAUCAAACCAAAAAGCAAGUAUGCCUUAUUCAGUUCAUAUAAUUUAUAUGAAGCAUUAUUUUGGUUUAUCUUACAUCCAGUGGUGCUAUUGAACAGCGUUUAAAAGAUAUUCUUUAUUUAACGGAAGUCUUGAAAGAUGAUUUAAUCGGUACUAUUACUUUUGAUAAAUAUGGCUCACAAGUUGUCAACGCAGCAUCAACCUCUCAAGAUGAACAAUUAGAGACAAAUGCGGCUGCAUGUAAUUACGAGAAGAAGAGUAUGUGUUGGAUUACUAGUAAGCUUUCCGUAAAUCUCGAAUUAAUGCAUGAAAUUUUCGACAAAAUGAUUAUAUACACUGGUGACAGAACUAUCAGGAAGAUACCUAAAAUUAUAAAUAAAGAAAUACGAUCUCAGACGGAGAAUUACAUACGUAAUCCGAUAAAAUUAAGUCUGUUAGGAAAUGUGGAGAUUGUUUUGAUGACUAUACUUCGUUUUAAUCGAGAAUUUCAAAAAUUAACACCUCAACCUGAUACACAAAGUACGCCGACUGAAUCUGAUGAGUGGGAGUGCAAAAGCUUUUUCUACAAGGAAUUAAGCACAUUCGUAGGCGAGUUUCCCUAUGAUAAGAGCAAUGUAUCGUUAUUUAUAUUGCUUCCUGCUUUAGUGAUCCCAAAUACCGAAUAUUUCAAACUAUGCGACAAGAACUCUAGCCUUAACAACUUGAUCAAACGAUUGUCGACUAACGAGGGAAUUUGCGAAUUGCGCAAAUUGCUAGAUAAUGAUAUUGGAAAGGAUGAAUCGGAAAGUUUAAAGACUUUCAGUCUUGGCCAAUCUUCGAGUUGGAGAAAAAUGUGAAAAUUCAGGUGCUGCUGCAAGCUUUAGGCCUCGAACAAUUAUUGAAGUUUGACGCGAUCGACCUGUAUAAGUUAUUUUCGGGGGACGACCAGAAGGUGCAAUACGGCAAUGUUGUGCACCGUGUUCACGUCAAGGUCACGGAAAAGAACACCGUCGCGGGUGCGAUGACGUUGCUCACCGGACAGAGGACUCUUCCGAACCUGCAGAUGAUAAAGGUGGAGGCCGAUUAUCCGUUCGUCUGGCUGAUUUAUGACAAAUGCCAUCGAGACAUUCUUUUUAUCGGUGCUUUUAGAAACUUUAAUUCAGACGAGGAUUGUCAUUCCGAUGAGCUUUGCUAGCAAUUCUUUAAGUUGAGACAUUUAGAUGAGGACAAAUAUAUAAAUUUUCUACUUUAAAGUCAAUUUUUUGUCUAUUUGAAUUUCAAUGAAAGAUUAUAUUAUAGGAAAUAUAAUAAAUUUUAUUUAAAUAAUUUGAGACGGAAAUGACAAAUUAAUGUCUUGUGAUAUACAAAUUCAUGUUCGCUUGCUGUUCAAAUUUUUGAAUUUUCUGAGUAUUGAGAAAAAAGGAACCCUCGUGUUCUUCAAAGUAUUUCGGAAUUAUAAUCUGUUAAAUGAUUCUCUUAAUAUAUUUAUUGCAUUUAAAUUUCAUUGUUUUAGAUCUAUUUGUUGUUUUAAUUAGCCAAAG